Molecule: messenger RNA, 2698 nt
Organism: Dalotia coriaria
Lineage: Eukaryota; Metazoa; Arthropoda; Insecta; Coleoptera; Staphylinidae
Product: ephrin-B2-like
Exons: 4
Coding region: 334-1212 (292 amino acids)
Biological process (GO): ephrin receptor signaling pathway; axon guidance
Cellular component (GO): plasma membrane
Molecular function (GO): ephrin receptor binding
Source: RefSeq, a predicted model, not a curated record
UCAGAUCGCGGUUGGCUGUCGUUGUAGCACGUCGUUUACGAGCAUCGCUGUGAAGACGCGUGAGACUCGUCGCAUUCCGUCCGUCGUCCGUCGCAUCGUGACCAUCAACAUCUCUUCGGCCCCGGAAAAGUGUGUUAUAGUUCAGUGCACCAUUUUUUGGUUUCGGACGGCAACGACGCAGCAGUGAUCGGUUCGUGUCGUAGAUCACAACGGCGGCGCACGAUCGGAAGUAUGCGCAUGUCGACGGACUGAUUGUUGUGUUUGGUUCGUUAGUUUGUUGUUUGUUGUUUGGUUCGUCUGCACGGCGCUCUCGGUUUUUGUUUCUGUUGUAAAAUGGCUGUGGCGGCGCGACGCUGCGGGCUGCUCUUACCUGGAUUUAAAGCCACGUCCUGCCUCACAGUCGUCCUGCUCAUCUGCCUGGAGACCGUCCUGCUGUGCACCGAGUCCACGUGCUCCAAGUCCGUGCACGUGCAUUGGAAUACAACGAAUAGCAUAUUUCGAAUAGACAACACAGAUCACAUCAUAGACGUGAACAAGGGCAACGUGAAGUUCGAAUACGAUCAGGUGAACAUCAUCUGUCCGGUGUACAUGCCGGGCACGUUCGACGAAGACGCCGAAAAGUACAUCAUCUACAACGUCUCCAAGGAGGAGUACGAGACGUGCCGCAUCACCAACCCGAAUCCGCGCAUCAUCGCCAUCUGCGACAAGCCCUACCGCCACAUGUACUUCACGAUCACUUUCCGCCCAUUCACUCCACAACCGGGUGGGUUGGAGUUCCUCCCUGGCAAGGACUACUAUUUCAUAUCAACCUCAUCAAAAGAAGAUUUACAUCGAAGAAUCGGCGGGAGAUGUUCGACAAACAAUAUGAAAAUUGUUUUUAAAGUCUGUUGUGGCGCAGAUGAACGCAACAUAACCUCAACUACGAUGCGGCCAUCUUAUGUCACGCCCUUCACGUCGCAUAGCUGGCCUAUGCGGCCAUAUUCACGAAUACCACCGACGACGUCCUCGACAACGCCGCAUUAUGUCACGCGGACGGAAACGACGUCAACGAGAAAACCCACGAAGAAAAUCGUUGAAUAUGAUAAACAUCCGAAUGAAAACGAAGUGCUGAAAAAUGAAGAACUGCAUUAUUCACGCGGGGUGUGGCUAUCCGCGGGCCCGCCCAGCUUCCUCGUGGUAGCGGCAUGCAUAGCAGCCGUUAGAUGGCGGUGAGCACGGGGGCGGCGCGCCAGCCAGCCCGCCUUCCAGCACGGCAUUCGCUACGUGGACACUUAUCUCUAGUGCAAGUGUGAUUUAAACCAGUGCUAAUUCUUCACAUCCAACAUAAACGCCAUCGAUGGAUUCAAAGAAGUCUACGAAACCAUCAACGAAAGAAAACUUGUUUUAAAAAAACAGUGCUUUGAAGUUGUACAUAAAAUAACUCUUCAGCAAAAUCCGAAUCAAAACUAAGAUUUUUGCUGGUGUGAUAAUUAUCUAUAAAUAUGCGAACUUUCGAGAUGCGAUGACAAAAAAUUGCGGCCGAAACUUACUGAAGUACUUAACGAAGAAGAAAAAAACACACGUAACUUAAUCUAGUAUACAUACAUAUAAAUUUUGUAUUUAAACCUCUUGUAAUGCGUAACGAGAAUAUUGUAAAAAAUCUAUUUAACGUAUUAGCUAAAAUUUAAUCGGCGACGAAUUGUAAAUAGUUAACUUUUAACGCGGAUGGACUGGAUGUUUUAGACGAUAACAUGAAUAACGAAUGUCUGGGCAAAUCAAUAUUCGUACAAAUGUCAUUUGUUGAUGCGACUUGCAAAGAAAUGAAAAACUACAAAGGUCUAAACGCGACGCGCGAACGAAAAAUCUGUGUGAUGUUUAGCCGUACGAAAAUCCCUGCCAUUUCGUUCGCGUUCGUCCUAACAUUCUCCCAGGGGCCAAACAAGCAUCAUGUAUAAACCCAACUAGCAUAAACUAAACCGGAAAAAUGAACCACUUUCAGUUUCUGCUUUUACAGUACACGCUAAUAUUGUAUUUAUUUUCAUGACAGGAUAAACUCAACGACGUCUAGAACAUUGUUCUUGCGUCGCCUCUACUUCAUAACUGCUUUACUCGUAACGUUUUAGCUUCUUAUCACAGUAAAUAAAUGAAAAUGCCAGUAAAACGCUAAUCAAGUCGGAUCGCAUGUAAAAAUCGCACAUUUUUUGAAGGACAAUUGAUCACAGAUCACAAACAUGAAUCCUACUAUUUUGUAGAUUGUUUUUGGAUGACAUGAUAAUGUUCCUUAUGUUCAUGUGUAACGAUGCCGAACUUGUACACGAAAUCGUAUUCACAGAAACACUGUGGCGAUAUUUGUAUGACGUAUAUUUGUAUGAAUUCGAUGUUGCGUUAUCGCGAGAUGACGAUGUGUAAAUACCUGUAAUGUCUUAAAAAAACCUACGCCAACAUGAUGCCUUGAUCCGUAUUUGUAGUGUGUCAUCGAUUAUACCGAUGUUUGUUUUUUGGAUGUCAAAUUGAGCGGAAACGUUUGUUAUUUGGUGCAAUGGCGCUGAUUAAUGUUAAUAAGCGCACUGAUUAGGAAAUUUUGAUCAAACAAUCAAUAUGUUGCGAUUAUAUGUCAAUGCCAAAAGAUGGGAGUGAGGAGGAAACUGAGGAUCGUUGAUGAACAUUGCAAUUUAUGUUAAUCUGCAUAUUUCGUCCCAAUAAAUGUUGGUCUAAUGAA